AUGGCUCCUCUUACAUUUACCCUCAUCUUUACUCUCCUUAUACGAUACAGCACUGGCUUGCAGGUUACGCCAAAUUCGCCAUGUGCCUCGCUUUGUGUUGACUCUGCCGGCCUCGACUUUUCCGAUCCUAACUCAUCAAACACUGGUAAUUCGGAUAUUUCAUGUUAUGAUACAGAAUAUUCUACGUCGCCUGCAGGCAAAAAGUUCCAAAAAUGCAUGAGCUGCCUUCAAGAUAGCAACUUUGCUCAAGGGGAUGAAAGUGACCAGCUUUGGUUCUUAUACAACCUCAGAUAUACGUUUGACUAUUGCAUUUUCGGGUUUCCUAAUGCCACGGGAGUAGCAUCCACCCCAUGUGCGACAUCUACUGCUUGUGGGGGGCUUAAAGAGGCUUUGAUAGACGGCAAUCUUGAUCCUAAGGAAAACAGUUAUUCGUAUUGCGCCUCGGAUGGCAUGCUCGACGCCGCAGUCUCGGAGUGCAAGGCUUGCGUGAGCGUUUCCGAUGAUCAAGACUACUUAGCCAACUUCCUCAUAGCUCUUGACGCAGGGUGCCAACAGCGGCCACCCACUGGAACGUUAAUUGGUCUGAAUGAUACAAUCUUCACCAAAACUACGAUCAGUUCUGUCGAUCCUUCUAUCGAAAAACCCGACGAUGGGAAGCAAUCUACCCUAUCCGUAACUCAGAUAGUGGGGAUUGCAGUUGGAGCUGUUGUCAUUAUUUUAGCCAUAGCUGGCUUUUUAUUCGUACGCUGCCGUAGACGUCGGAACCGCCGUCUUCUCCUUGGAGACGUCAAAGCAUCGGCGAUGGCACAGAAGAGGAACCGCCAUCGUACUGUUUCUACGCUCUCAUUUCGGUGCCAAACACACCUAACUCCUAGGUCGCCGGCCUUCUUCCCAAAUCCGUCUGACGGUAUCAUUGAAGAGGAAAACCCUUACGCAGGCCCAUUCUCUGCCCUUGCCUCUAACCCUAUUUACCCGGAGCCACCAAGACAGACUUUGAACGACUACAUGGGUCUCAACUCCUUCUCCAGGUCAGAUAAUGAGGUCAUACCACACAACAUUGCUACGGCUAUCCCCGCGAUCCCAAAUAAUGUACACUACUCAACUUCGCCUAAGGCCGCAUUCUUUUCCCCAACCGAUGAGCCUGCUAGCACUACUAGCACCAAGAGCACAGCACAACUUCUACCUCUAAGGCAGUAUAACCCUGCCGAGUACUCAGAUAGCUCACCACAAGUGGGCACCAACCCUAACACCGUAUUCAGUAGCCCAAUAUCUGGCUCUACUGCUAGCCCACUCAUAAGCCGUGCCUGGGAGCGGGGUACACCAACAUGGGAUAUGCCACCUCGCAGUUCCAGCCGACCGACAGGAGGCGGAGCCUGGGAAAGGGUAGCUAGCGGUAUCGCGGCGAAGAAUCGGAGGACUAGUAAUACAGGAAGUCCUGUAGAGACUAAGCAUAUUAAUUUUAACUUCCCUCCUCCGCCGACAGGGCGGUAA
Daldinia childiae is the source of this 1491-nucleotide messenger RNA. RefSeq lists its product as uncharacterized. The record is from RefSeq and is a predicted model, not a curated record. Bases 1 to 1491 code for a protein of 496 amino acids. The transcript has 3 exons. NCBI's taxonomy places the organism in Eukaryota, Fungi, Ascomycota, Sordariomycetes, Xylariales, Hypoxylaceae.